AUGCAGUCCCGGAGCAAGCGACUCUCCCUAGGCAGCAAAGAGCCUCCAGCCGCCGCCGGGCCUCGCUCGCACUCGGCACAAGCUCCUGCAGGAUCCAUCUCCAUGGCGAAGUUUUUGGCUUCGCAGAAUGCGCUCUCUUCGUCCUUCCGAAGCUCUGCGACUGUGGACGUGCCAGUGAUCCUGCGCAGCCUUCUGUCCCGUGGCCUCCUGUCCAGCCGACCGCACAGCUCGCCCUUCUCUGCAGAGCUGGGUCGCAGUUCGGAUCUCGAGGCCAUUCACAACUGGCUCGCAAGUGCCAUGCCAAGCCUUCGAAUCCGCUGUGUGCUGCGUGUGGAGUGCAGUGGAGCAGCAGCUGCAGCAUACAGCAGUGUUUCCUCCACCUUGGGGCCAGAGAGACUGCUUUGGCAUGGAACGUCCUGGGACUGCGUGGGGAACAUUGCCCAGAACGGUUUCAAUCGUGGCUACAGUGGGCGACAUGGAUCAAAGUUGGGACGAGGCAGUUACUUUGCAGAAGAGCCAGCCUUUGCAUUGCGCUUCUGCGGGCGUCGCGAGCCCAAGGCAAUCUUCCUGGCAGGCUCCAGCUACCACGCAAAGGGGUCAAUUUUCGACCGGCAAGUACGAGUAGCAGCCCUCGAUGCCAUGUUCUGCUGCUGUGAAGCAGCGGAUGAACAGAACGUCAGCCUCAAGUUGACUGAGGAGCAGUGCCAAGCACUGCCAGACCCAAGGACGGCACGCGCUCUACAAGAUGAAGCCACAACCGUCGAUGCCAUGUACGUUGUGAGCCUCAGCAUAGAUAUAAGAUCACUGGAGCAAGCACGGGCACCUGGCAUCGUGCUGGAUGCCACCGACUCUGAGUGUCCACUCGUCCGGAGCGUCAGAGAAGACGGACUAGCAGCAACAUGGAAUAGUGUGGCAGAGGAGGGGCGAAGAAUCCGCACCUUCGAUCACCUCGUCGAGAUGAACGGCUUCCGUGGCCCAAGCCUAGAAAUGGCUCGGCUAAUUACUCGCCGUAUUCGCCCCGAAGGCCUGUGUCUGACCCUCCAAAGGCCUUUGGAACGACGGGUCAGGCUUCAGCUGCCAGGGGAAGUGGGCGUAACGCUCCAUUACAAGAAGCACGGCUGUCUUUGCCCCUGGAUAGCCGAGCUCGAUCCGGCUGGGCUAAUGGCAAGGUGGAAUAUGGAGAAGCCGCAAGAGAGAGUUGGCCUCCACGAUCGCAUCCUGGAAGUCAAUGGCACGCGAGGACCUCCGUGGGUACUCAUCGAGGAGGCGAUGUGUUCGUACACGGACAAAGUCCCUACACUCAUAUUGGUCUCACAGGAGGUGUUUCACAGCGCUGCGUUGGCCGUGAAAGCCAUUCUGCAUCCGCUCAGUGCACAAAGCGGCCAUGGAGAGAUGCUUUGCUCUUGUGCGCCAAAGAUCGAGAGCCAGGUUCUGGCCCCAUGCACGCUGAAGGCGGAGGUCCAGGUCCUCUCUCCGAAGAGGCUCUCCGACCCUGGCUAUCCAGAGACCACUUUGACACCACCAUCUUUCCUUCAUCCUGAUGCGAUUCCGGACCUUUUUGAAGCCUCUUGCAGCACAAGUUCCGGCUCUCUCGGGCUGCUCAUGGAUGCCACGGAUCCAUCCUGCUUGAUUGUAAAGACGAUUGAACGACGAGGGGCCAUUCCUGAGUGGAACGAGGUCGCUCCCGAAGGAAAGCGGGUAAGCAAAUAUGACCGAGUUACGGAGGUCAACGGCGAAGGUGGCGAGAGCGAAGAGUUGAUGGAGCGUUUGCUCAGCUUGGACCUCACGCUGUUUACCAUCACCGUCCAAAGACCGGAGGCGCGGCUCGUGAAAUUGCAUUUGCCCGGCGACACUGGCAUGAGCGUGGACUGUGAGAAAGCAAAAUCUGCGGUGCCUUGGAUCAGUCGGAUCUCCAAUGGGCUGCUCAAGAGCUGGAAUGAGGACAUGCCGGAGCAGUCGGUUGCAGUCCACGACCGAAUCGUCUCCGUGAAUGGAUGCGCCGGCUCGAGCGAGCUCAUCCUGGAUCGGUUGGCAUUGGCAGAGAAGACGAUCGAACUCCUG
Molecule: messenger RNA, 2061 nt
Organism: Symbiodinium necroappetens
Lineage: Eukaryota; Dinophyceae; Suessiales; Symbiodiniaceae
Source: the annotation of a GenBank genome assembly